AUGCCCCUAGACACAAUCUCAACUUACUCACAAACCCUGCUCAGACAAGAUGGCCGACGAUGGAAUGAGCUGCGGCGCAUCACCGCCUCAAUCUCAACUCAGCCUUCUAGUGAUGGGUCUAGUAUGCUCACUAUGGGUAACACGGUGGUCCUCUGCACCGUGACUGGGCCAAGAGAAGGCCGCGGCCAACGCGACAAUAAUAACGCCCUCGUUGAGACCGACCUGAACGUCGCACCCUUUGCAUCAAUGGACCGGCGCCGGCGAACCCGUACCGACAAGCAAAUCCAAGAACUACAAUCCACGAUAUCCUCGUCAUUUCAGUCCCACUUGUUCACGCACUUGUAUCCACGCUCUCUAAUCACCAUCUCCUUGCACGUCUUGAGCCUUGAUGGAGGUCUGCUCGUCGCGUGCUUGAAUGCCGCUAGCCUAGCGUUGGUCGACGCCGGCGUGCCCAUGCCGAGCAUCCUUGCCGCCGUGAGCUGCGGGGUUAUUGUUCCCACCGACGAUUCCAAGGCCAAAGCAGAGCCCGUGUUGGAUUUGAACAAUGCAGAAGAGCAAGAACUGGCAUUUCUUACAGUGGCUACAGUCUCCGGUGGCGAGACGCAGGAGGAUAAGGUGUCGGUGCUGAUGAUGGAGUCACGGGUCGAGAUCGCCGCCGGCAGCGGCAAGGUGGAGGCCAUGCUGGCAACGGGUGUCGAUGGCUGUAAAGAGGUGAGGAGGAAGAUGGAGGAUAUGGUCAGGAAGCAUGGCGCCAAGGUCAUGAUGAGUCGGAGGUGA
Fonsecaea multimorphosa CBS 102226 is the source of this 777-nucleotide messenger RNA. RefSeq lists its product as uncharacterized. The coding region runs from base 1 to 777 and encodes 258 amino acids. The transcript has 2 exons. Gene Ontology annotation, cellular component: cytoplasmic exosome (RNase complex); nucleolus; nuclear exosome (RNase complex). The record is from RefSeq and is a predicted model, not a curated record. Lineage: Eukaryota; Fungi; Ascomycota; Eurotiomycetes; Chaetothyriales; Herpotrichiellaceae. Gene Ontology annotation, biological process: poly(A)-dependent snoRNA 3'-end processing; nuclear mRNA surveillance; rRNA catabolic process.